This is a messenger RNA of Lottia gigantea (owl limpet), 996 nucleotides long. RefSeq lists its product as hypothetical. The coding region runs from base 1 to 996 and encodes 331 amino acids. The record is from RefSeq and is a predicted model, not a curated record. Gene Ontology annotation, molecular function: protein serine/threonine kinase activity; tau-protein kinase activity; ATP binding. The transcript has 4 exons. NCBI's taxonomy places the organism in Eukaryota, Metazoa, Mollusca, Gastropoda, Lottiidae. Gene Ontology annotation, biological process: protein phosphorylation; microtubule cytoskeleton organization; intracellular signal transduction. Gene Ontology annotation, cellular component: cytoplasm.
AUGUCAGAAGAUGAAUGUGAGUUAAAGAAGCAUGGCUACACUCUCGGUUCCACUCUCGGUGAAGGGUCGUAUGCCAAAGUCAAAGCUGCUUUUAGCGAGAAAAUACAGAAAAGAGUUGCAGUUAAGAUCAUCAAUAAAAAGAGGGCUCCAAAAGAUUUUCGAGAAAAGUUUCUACCAAGAGAGUUAAAAGUUUUGGCAUCUAUAAAUCAUCCAUAUUGUGUCAGAUUGUAUGAAGCCAUAGAAUUGAAUAAUAAGGUAGGAACUAUCUAUAUCGCAAUGGAAUAUGCCGGACAUGGUGACUUAUUGGAAUAUAUUAAAUUACGAGGUGCAAUAGCAGAAGACAGAGCUAAAGUUUUAUUUCGUCAAUUAGCUGAAGGUGUUGAAUAUCUCCAUAAAAAUCAUAUGGCGCACAGAGAUCUCAAAUGUGAGAAUCUGUUAUUGGAUAGCUCUAACAACCUCAAGAUUUCAGACUUUGGUUUUUCACGCUUCUACGACCCUGGCGAUAUGAGUAGGACAUUCUGUGGAAGUGCUGCUUAUGCUGCUCCUGAAAUUCUGCAGGGAAUCACAUAUCAUAUACCAUUACAUGAUAUCUGGAGUAUGGGAGUUAUAUUGUAUAUAAUGGUUUGUGCUUCUAUGCCUUUUGAUGACUCCAAUAUUAAAAGAAUGAUACGAGAUCAGCUAGAAAGGAAAGUGGGAUUCUCUAAAUCCAAGAAAGUGUCACCCGAAUGUAAAGAUCUUAUAUACAAAAUCCUUGAAGUAAAUGUGAAAAAGCGUUAUAAUAUUCCUUCCAUAUUGCAUCAUCAAUGGUUGAAAGACGAUUCGGUUAAAUCCUCAGAAAGAAUUGCAUCUUUUGGAUGUCACUCGUCGACAAAAUCACACACGUCUUCUCGGCAAGAGACUUCAUCUGGCAGCUCUUCUCGUGCUGAAAAUAAUCAUAAUAAUAACUCUAUGGAGAGUCAUCAAUAUCGGUGUUGGGAGAUGCUGUUAGGAUCUUAG